Messenger RNA from Nannospalax galili (Upper Galilee mountains blind mole rat), 3865 nucleotides. It is a transcript of the gene Foxo4, whose product is annotated as forkhead box O4. The coding region runs from base 916 to 2436 and encodes 506 amino acids. Gene Ontology annotation, molecular function: RNA polymerase II cis-regulatory region sequence-specific DNA binding; DNA-binding transcription factor activity, RNA polymerase II-specific. The record is from RefSeq and is a predicted model, not a curated record. Lineage: Eukaryota; Metazoa; Chordata; Mammalia; Rodentia; Spalacidae. Gene Ontology annotation, cellular component: nucleus. Gene Ontology annotation, biological process: regulation of transcription by RNA polymerase II. The transcript has 4 exons.
AGAACAUAAACUGUAGUGGGGAGAAGACGGAUGAAAAGAGCUCCAGUUAAGAUGCUAUUCUAAUUUAGUAUCUCCAACUGGAAUUUGGAAGGAUCACGUUAAGGAGAUAAAAAAGUGAAGCCGCCGGUAUCGUACUCUUGCUCGCAAGGGAAGACGGGAGAUGUAGUCCUCGUGACCGACCAGUGUGGCAAGACUGAAGAACUCGGUUUCCCAACCGGCUCUCGAGGCGCGUGCGCAGAUGGCUACCCCGACGAGUGGUAAACAGAGACGUCAGGCGGGGGCUGCUGCUUGGAGCAAAACAAAAGGGAAACCCGGGGGGCGGGGGGUGGGGGGGUUCCGACUGGGGAUUCGGUGCGGGAAUAAGGGAGGCUGGAGCGGCGGGACCCUUGACCCUAUUAGGAGUGAAGAGGAGGUAAGAGGCGGGGGGAAAGGGAGUCAGGGGAGGGACAAGUGACGCGGGGGGGGGCGCGGGGCGUGGGGGAGGGCAGCGAUCCGGGUGGAGGAAAUUUGGGAGGAGUGUCGGGGGGCAGCAACUUAAAAGGGGGAGGGAACUGAGCUGAGGAGACGUUCGGUGAUGGGAGCGCAAUGUAUGAGGGGUUCUGCUGCCUCUGGUUUAAAAGAGCAGGAAGCUGAGUGAGAGGUUGCAGAAAGUGCCUUCUCUAGGCAGAGGUUACAGGUGGUGUCUGGAAGAAGAGCUCCGGGGCUGCAGGCUGUAGUCGGGAAGGGGAUCGGAAAACUGUGUGGAAGGGACAGUUUGGGGGCUAGAGUCCUAGGGCGAGGGGGAAGUCCGUGACUUUCUGAGGACUGGCAGGAAUGUGCCUUCUGACCCUCGGUGCUUCCCCCCUGGGGGGAGGCAUGGUAAGGGACUGUGGCCGGCUUCACUGAACGCUGAGCCGCAGAGGUCCAACUCCACGUAUGGAUCCAGAGAAUAAGAAGUCAGCCACAGAGGCUGCGGCGAUCAUAGACCUCGAUCCCGACUUCGAACCCCAGAGCCGUCCCCGAUCCUGCACCUGGCCCCUUCCUAGACCAGAGCUCUCUACCGAGCCACCAGAACCGUCCGAGGUGGAGCCAGGUCUGGGAGAGAAGGUACACUCGGAGGGUUCCUCCGAGCCGAUCCUGUUGCCCUCUCGGCUUCCAGAGCCGGCCGGGGGCCCCCAGCCGGGGAUCCUGGGGGCUGUAACAGGUCCUCGGAAGGGAGGCUCCCGCCGGAAUGCCUGGGGAAAUCAGUCAUAUGCAGAACUCAUCAGCCAGGCCAUUGAAAGCGCCCCGGAGAAGCGGCUGACACUCGCCCAGAUCUAUGAGUGGAUGGUCCGCACGGUGCCCUACUUCAAGGACAAGGGUGACAGCAACAGUUCAGCAGGAUGGAAGAACUCCAUCCGCCACAACCUGUCCUUGCACAGCAAGUUUGUCAAGGUUCACAAUGAGGCCACUGGCAAGAGCUCUUGGUGGAUGCUGAACCCUGAGGGAGGCAAGAGUGGCAAGGCGCCCCGCCGCAGGGCUGCCUCAAUGGAUAGCAGCAGCAAGCUGCUCCGGGGCCGCAGCAAAACUUCCAAGAAGAAACCUUCUGUACUACCAGCUCCACCUGAAGGUGCCACUCCAAGGAGUCCUAUGGGCCACUUCACCAAGUGGUCGGGCAGUCCUUGUUCUCGAAAUCGCGAAGAAGCUGAUGUGUGGACAACUUUCCGUCCACGAAGCAGUUCAAAUGCUAGCACUGUCAGCACCCGGCUGUCCCCAAUGAGGCCAGAGUCUGAGGUGCUGGCGGAAGAGGAAAUGCCAGCCUCAGUCAGCAGCUAUGCAGGAGGUGUCCCUCCCACCCUCAACGAAGAUCUCGAGCUGCUGGACGGGCUCAAUCUUGCAUCUCCCCAUUCCUUGCUGUCUCGGAGCAGUCUCUCUGGCUUCUCUUUGCAGCAUCCUGGGGUUGCUGGCCCCUUACAUAGCUAUGGCACCUCCCUCUUUGGCCCAGUAGAUGGUCCUCUGUCAGUAGGAGAAGGGUGCUUCUCAAGCUCCCAGUCUCUAGAGGCCCUGCUCACCUCUGAUACACCACCACCCCCUGCUGAUGUUCUCAUGACCCAGGUAGAUCCCAUUCUGUCCCAGGCUCCCACACUUCUGCUGCUGAGUGGGAUGCCUUCCUCCAGUAAGCUGGCCACUGGAGUCAGCCUAUGUCCUAAGCCCCUAGAGGCUGCAGGCCCCAGCAACCUGGUUCCCACCCUUCCAGUGAUGGUACCACCUCCAGUAAUGGCAGGUGCUCCCAUUCCCAAGGCCUUGGGAACCCCUGUGCUCACAUCUCCUACUGAAGUUACAAGCCAAGACAGAAUGCCUCAGGAUCUAGAUCUUGAUAUGUAUAUGGAGAACCUGGAGUGCAAUAUGGAUAACAUCAUCAGUGACCUCAUGGAUGGUGGUGAGGGACUGGACUUCAACUUUGAGCCAGAUCCCUGAAACACAGCUGGAGAAAAGCUUUGUCCCCUGCUUCAGAGGUGGAGCCAGGCGUGUCCAUAUCCACUUUUCCCCCUUGAGCCCUCCCCAGAAGUUUGAGACCCUGCUUUAGAGCUAGGGUGAGGUCUGGUCACACACAAGAGUGUUGAAAAAAUUAUAAAGAUGAAGCUGUACCAUAUGGGGACUGUGGAGGGAGGGUGAUGGGAGGGAGAAGGGAAGAGGGUUUAUACUCACUGUGCCAAUUAGGGGGUAAUUAUGGCCCUUUCUCUGGAGCCAUCAUUGAUUUCCCCAUUCCCACCCCCUAGGCCUUAUAGCAGGGGCCAGCAAUGCUGUUGGAAAUGUGAAGUCACCAGUGGCCUUACCCCUGCCUUUGGGAGCAGGAUUUUUUUGUAGAGAGUCUUAUUAGAGUUGGGCCAGGUUGGGUUGAACCUGGGAUUUUUAUGCAGUGGCCCCUUAGGCCCGUGGGGGGGGGGCAGGGGGAAAAUUGGGGACCUAGAAGGGCCAAGGUCUGAGCACUGGAGUGGCUCACCAGGCCAAAUCACCUUUGGAAGGAUGCAGAUGACAGGAUUUUUAUAAACUUUUAAAAAAAUAUAAACACAAAUAGAGAUUUUUAACAGUGGCAAGGUGCUAGUGAUGGGGAGAACGCUUUUUUUCUUUCUGAAGGCUUUGUCAUAGUGACAUGAUACAAACACUACAGACAGUACUAAGGGAGACAUGGGGAACUUGGGGAGAGGCUGGUAGCAAUAGUGAAGUGGGGACAAACUCCCAUUUGGACUAGGUCUAGAAAAAGGUCUAUGCAUAGUUUGGAGUUUCCUUAAGGAAAAGAACCUAAGCCAGGUCCCCGCAUUUCUGUUAACUUGUGCCUAGAAGAGGGUGCUGUUGUGGCACAGCCACGCUCUUGUUUGACCCAAAGCGGGUUAAUCCUACCAGGGGAGAGUGCAUCAGGAGGCCUGGAAUUAGCUUGGGGUUUGGGAGGGCGUGGGAGGGUGAGAAAGAGGGAAGGAUUUAGGGUUGUACAGUUAGGUACAGAGACCUCCCUGUUCAAGGCCCAGGACAGCUGUCCCUGCCCUUCUUUUUCCUGGACUGCUGGGGUUAUGUGGAAGAGUGUGAUGGCAGGCUGGGCCAUGAAAAGGAACAGGGAAGGGGGAGCUUGGGGAGCUUGGCUGAGGGUCUGGGAAAUGAGCAGGGAUGGGGGGAAUGUGGAUCAGGUUUACUAGCACCUGCCAGGGAGGCCAUCUGGGGCUCCUCCACCCCAGCCCCCAGGCAGCCCCUCCCCGUGCCGGUUGCAUUGUCCCCACCCCCACCCCUGCUGUGGGUUCCCAUCAUUUCCUGUGUCAGUGCCUGGCCUACCCAGAUUGUAUCAUGUGCUAGGUUGGAGUGGGGAAGUGUGUCAAAUCAAUAAAUGAAUAAAUUCAAUAAAUGUCUAUAACCA